Messenger RNA from Gossypium raimondii (Peruvian cotton), 731 nucleotides. Its product is annotated as E3 ubiquitin-protein ligase RZF1. Gene Ontology annotation, molecular function: ubiquitin protein ligase activity. Gene Ontology annotation, cellular component: cytoplasm. The record is from RefSeq and is a predicted model, not a curated record. Lineage: Eukaryota; Viridiplantae; Streptophyta; Magnoliopsida; Malvales; Malvaceae. The coding region runs from base 2 to 610 and encodes 202 amino acids. The transcript is spliced from 2 exons. Gene Ontology annotation, biological process: protein ubiquitination.
CAUGUCUCUAAGCCUUGAACCCUAUACAAAUAUUGAUUUUGGUCGAAGAAUUCGAUGGGAAUCGGGUCCCGAAAAUGGACCUUGGAUCACUCUCAGUUUCGUUGAACCACCAGACCAGCAACCGAGUAAUGCAGGCAUUGAAGGGGCUCCCCCUGCAACUGCUUCAGCCAUUGGAGCAUUGCCAAUGGUGAAAAUCAGUGAAAGCCAUGUUACCAACACCAUGCAUUGCCCCAUUUGCAAGGAUGAGUUCGAGAUCGGUGGAGAAGCGAGAGAGUUACCGUGCAAGCAUUUGUAUCACUCGGAUUGUAUCGUGCCAUGGUUGAACAUCCACAACACGUGCCCCGUUUGUCGGUACGAGAUCGACAAUGAGUCUGGUAACGCUCCUGGUGACUACGAAAUGAAUGAGAUUGAUCGUGGGGAUGUCGGUCUUGGUGUUGAAGAUUUGGCAAAUGGCUUAACUUGGUUGCGGACUUGGUUGCUCUCUUCGAGGCCUCUUCGUGUGUUCUCUCAUUGGACUCGCGGAUAUCUUGACUCUCUCGGUAGUAUGAUCAAUGGAAAUAAUUUCUCUCAAAAGGCUAGCUCCUGGUGGCGCUCUUGGCUCAUCCUAUAGGUUAUCUAUAUAUACCAGCGGCCAGGUAUGUAUGUAUAUGUGUAUGUAAAUAUGUAUAUAUAUGUAUAUGUUUUUAGUAUACUAAAUUUCACAUUACAAAAUUGAAAAUAAGUGUUAAAAA